AACCAAGGAGGGUUAGUUCGGGUCUGUUCGUUUCACUAACUGAGGUUGUUUGGUUCAGUCGCUGAAUGCUGUGAAAAGUUUACACAGCUCAUCAGACAGUCACUGUUUUCGUGGGCCGAGGAACAACUGAGCUGACGGAUGAGCGGACAUUGUUGUUUUUUUCCUCAGGUGUGACUGGCAAUAGGUGUAGGCAACAAAAGUGCCUGCUCCUUUGUAAACAACAGAGAUUUGAGAUGAAGAUACCGGACGUGAUUCAAGCCCUCCUCUUGGUCCAAAUCCCUGCGGCCUUCCUCUUCACUGCUGUGUUGGCUCAGUCCGACAGCAGCAGUGUGGUUGUUGCGGGCUACAACGUGAGCGCCCCCACUGGCUCUAGGGUGGUACUGCAGUGUGUGAGCGGGCGCAUGGUGUGGACCAGGGACAGUCUGAAGGACAGACAGAGGGUGGUCCACUGGGACCUGUACCGCCCAGGGCCAGACUAUGCCAUGGAGAGGGUUGCAGACAUGUUCUCUGCUGGAGACCAGCGCAUCUAUAACGGACACAACCAGGGGAGGGUCAGCCUCAGCCAAUCAGCAUUCAACGACGGAAACUUCUCUCUCGUCAUCAGAGACAUUGCGAUAAGUGACCGAGGCCUGUACUCCUGUAACCUGCACCAUCACUACUGUCACCUGUAUGAAACGAUCAGAAUACAGGUCAACGUCACCAAGUCACGUCGUAAGGAGCAGCGGUUCUGGGACGGUCAGAAAGCUGUGUUUGUGGUGUUGGUAGGCAGCACGGUGGUGUUGCCGUGUGUGAAUCGCCGCUCUGUGUGGACAGAAGAUGGCAGUGAGGAGGAACAGCAGGUGGUGCAUUGGGACCGGCAGCCUCCGGGUGUUCGUCACGACCGUGCAGACCGUCUGAUAGACCUGUAUGCCUCUGGGGAGCAGCGCAGCUACGGACCCCUGUUCCUACAGAGGAAGAUGAACAUUAGCGCUGAGUCCUUCACACAGGGAGACUUCUCUCUGGCUAUCUCUGCCCUGCAGCCAGGAGAUCAGGGUCUGUACACCUGUCACCUACAUCAUCACUACUGUGGUCUUCAUGAGAGAAGACAGUUUCAGCUCACCGUAGGCCCAGCUGAACCUCAGGCUACUGUUGCCCCAAGAGCACUGCCCAACCAAGACAAGGAGGAUAGCAAGGCUGAGGCGCCACGUGUCAUCAACGUCAUCCUGCCUGAUCAGCGACAUCAUUUCCUGCUGCCCCUUGGCUACAUCCUGACGACGCUCCUCCUCCUGGCCUUCAUUGUGCUCAUCAUCAUCAUUAUUACCCACCGACGCAAGACCAAAGCGGUGGAGUUUUACCCACAGACAUCUAUGAGAUCCAACAGGGGUGACAUGGCCACCAAUGAGUUUGAGAUGGACGUUCCUGAAGUCAAGACGUGCAACCAGGAGGAGAAGAAACUAGACUACAAAAACAACCUGCUGAGGGAGAAGGUUCAAAUGUCCACCCUGCCCAAAGUCAUCGACCUGGACAAAGAGAUGGAGAAGGUGUAUUGGAAAUGAGAGGGGAGUCAGCUUGCCGCUGGCUGGUCCAGAGGCAGACGCUACAGACACAGGUUGCAUUCCAAACCAACACCUAGGCCCUCUGCUACUGGUGUUUCAGUGUACUGUAGGGAUGUCCACUCUCCUCCACUAGUCCCACCUCUACAUUCCACCUCAAGUUAGACCCUUCACUCACAUUUGAUAACCACAAUGGGAUUGUAAAUCUUACUGUAUGCUUCACAGGUGAAACAGUUUGAGCAUAUAUUAUGACAAAAUGUUGUGUGGUUUUUGUUCGUUUUGAUGUUCGGCAGGUUCAUGCACACAAAACAUUUUCUUGAGGCAAGUCAAAGUUCGGUAGUCGAAGUCUACACCCUUUUUGUCAGUGAUUGGUCAACUGUACUACUUCUAGUAGGAAUGGAAACUAUUGAAGGGAUUCUUGAAAGAAGUGUUUGUUGUAAUUUUUCCACGCAUUUUUUCAUGUGACGAAGACCUCCUCGUCCAAAACGCCAAUUUAUUACAGAUUUCUGGAUUUAUCUUCGUUAAUUCUGACUAUUUUGAGGAAGUGUAUACUGGCUGUGUUGUUGCUUCGGCGUCUCGUGUUUUUUUUUCUUGUUUUUCAAGCGAAGGUCUUUUAAGGGAGUAUGUGAGGCACAGAUGUUUGCUUAACCUAGCCGAGUUCUAGGUUAAGCAAAGCGAACCUAGUAUGUGAGGCACAGAUGCUUGCUUAACCUAGCCGAGUUCUAGGUUAAGCAAAGCGAACCUAGUAUGUGGGCACAGAUGCUUGCUUAACCUAGCCGAGUUCUAGGGUAAGCAAAGCGAACCUAGUAUGUGGGCACCUUUAAACAGUUAAACAGCAAUACUAUUACCUUCUUAUUGUUACAAUUAUGUAAUUGGUUGCAAAAACUGCUGUUGUGGGAAGGUAUUUAUUUACAAAGAUGCACAGGGUUUAAAUGACAGGGUUACCGAAGCCCAGAGCUUUUCCCAAGUUAGGAUAGAUGGUUAGGGUAACUCCAGUCCCUACCUGUGUUCUCUCAGCACCACUGAACCCUCUAGAGGGGAGUGAAGACCCUGACUUCUUCAGACAGCAUUACACGCUACAGAUAUGAGUUAUCCUUAGACACAGACCUAGGAUCAGCGUACAAUCCCAACAUUAACCAUUAAGAGGGAACUAUGCAAAACUGGCCAUAGAUCUGUUGUCUACAGGCAACUUGAUCCUACUCUGCUUCACAUUCGCAACUACAGUAUAUACAGUAGUUUUUCAUAAAAACCUAUUGUGAGUGAUCAUACUGCCAUCACAUGACUAUAUUGGUGUAUUGUACAGUCACCUUUUGACUGACUAGGUCGUCAUUGUAAAAUAUAACUCAUUUUCAAUGACUUACCUGGCUAAACAGAGAAUAAAAUAAAGUGAUACAAGUGUAAUUUUCUAAUAAAUAAGCCAUUGCAUUGCACAUUAUGAACUGUUUGUAUUUGUGUACUCUGAUGCUUUAUGUUACUAUUGUAUUGUUUCGUUAAUGGACCGAAUCCCUUAUAUCCGUUAAGUUGACACUUUCCUGUAUCAUGUCUCCUUGUCUGCGUAACAAAUAGCUUAUUGGGACAAUAAAGAUCUACUCUACCCAACUCUA
This is a messenger RNA of Oncorhynchus gorbuscha (pink salmon), 3136 nucleotides long. RefSeq names its product matrix remodeling-associated protein 8-like. The transcript has 12 exons. Gene Ontology annotation, biological process: cell adhesion; establishment of glial blood-brain barrier. The record is from RefSeq and is a predicted model, not a curated record. Gene Ontology annotation, cellular component: membrane; cell surface. NCBI's taxonomy places the organism in Eukaryota, Metazoa, Chordata, Actinopteri, Salmoniformes, Salmonidae. Bases 234 to 1535 code for a protein of 433 amino acids.